Molecule: messenger RNA, 3229 nt
Organism: Fusarium odoratissimum NRRL 54006
Lineage: Eukaryota; Fungi; Ascomycota; Sordariomycetes; Hypocreales; Nectriaceae
Product: golgi apparatus membrane protein TVP23
Exons: 3
Coding region: 386-829 (147 amino acids)
Biological process (GO): vesicle-mediated transport; protein secretion
Cellular component (GO): Golgi membrane
Source: RefSeq, a predicted model, not a curated record
AGAAGGCCAGCUUACACAGUGAUUCUGAGAGUGACAGGUAGCUUCAAAGCUCAACGUUUUGUUACCUUGUCACCUACGACCCCUUCACCAACUGCGACACUCUUUCUCAACGAGUCGAAUACGGACAGUCACUGAACGAAAAGUAUAAAUACUACGACCUACCUACUUUCCAAUACGUCGACUUAUUGGCUAUCAUGGAUGCCACGCAACCACAGCCCGCGCCGGGCAGUCUUAGCUGGCGCCUCAGCGCGCAUCCCAUUACGCUGCUCACGUUUCUGGGAUUCCGGAUAUGUGCGCCUCUCACGGUAUUCUCUUGGAGCGCAAUUGCUAAUGUCCUGCAGCAAGUGUCCUGAUCUACUUUCUCGGUCUGUGGAUCAUAAAAAGCAUGAUCAUGAUCUUCAUCAUUACGAUUCUUCUCCUCGCCGCCGACUUCUACUACAUCAAGAACAUUGCCGGUCGUCGCCUUGUAGGUCUGCGCUGGUGGAACGAGGUCGAUCCCCAAACGGGAGAGUCGCAGUGGGUAUUUGAGAGCAGCGAGCCAGGUACCAAGACUGUCAACCCGACUGACAGCCGCUUUUUCUGGCUCGCUCUGUAUAUCCAACCUAUGUUGUGGGUUCUCAUGGCUAUUCUUGCUCUUGUGCGACUGCAGUUCUUAUGGCUGCCCCUCGUCGUUAUCGCUCUUGUCCUCACCAUCAUGAACACUCUAGCCUUCUCGCGAUGUGACAAGUUCAGCAACGCUUCCAGCAUCGCUGGUAGCGCUUUUGGGACUGGCAACCUGGCCGGAAGCCUCGCAAGCAACAUGGUCAGCAACUGGUUUUCUCGCAGCUAAAAAAAAAAAGAACAAAAGAGUGGACUUCGAAUGGAUGAAGCCGAGCGAAUUUUCACUCCGUCACUUCGCUUGACUGGACGAAAAAGGGGAACUUGGCCUGCGUUUUGUGUUAGGACUUUGCAAGGAAGGCAUUGAUGCCGGUAUGAGUCGUUGACGUUGUAAAGUAAAAUUACAGGGUUUCUUAAUCACUGGGUGCGAGUUUGCGAUAAAGAUUUGCAGUUUCACAGCACCUGUGGGCUGGAAAUGUAUGAAUAAUAGCUUGAUCAGUUACCGCUCUGGUGUCAAUUAUUCACGAUAUAACUAAAACGCUCUCGCUACAAGGACUGCGCCACGCCAUCAACGUUUUCCCGCUAAUUGUGUUUAUGAUAGCACCAAAUUCCAUGUUUUUAUAAUCGCUGCAACAAGCAAACGUCACGCAAGAUAUCGUGAAAAGUUUGGGGCCUUUGCCAAUCUGGCAAAAGAAAUCUGUGGCAUCUCUCUGGGUAGGCCUGCAUCUGAUCAAUAACGGACUAGCUAUGCCGUCAACAAGCCAAGAAUACACAGCACCGUUACGAUGAACAAAACUAAGCAGGCUACGUAGGCGACCCAAGAAGUGACCGUAAGAACAAGAUAUGUCAUAAUCCAAAACUCCAAACCCCAUAACACACCCGCACCAGGAGUCAAUGCCUCCCGUGGGGCCCGGAUUUCUCUGGUCUACAGAUGGCUUUCGCCCAUGCGAGGCGGCACUAUCGUCUCGCGGCACGCUCAAUUUCAUCAUCCAGUUGCCGCUCCUCUUCCUCUAAUCUUCGAAUCUCAUCGACUGUCAUACCAUCUUCGACCAAGUGAGCCACGUUGGAUGACAUGCCCUGAGGUGUCUGAGCGCCGCUGUGUGCUGCACGAUCAUGGGAACCGAUGGAUGAACGAGGCACGCCGCCGGGUGGGGGAGUUGGAGCGACACCACGAUCACGAUCGAGGCUACCGAGAGCAACAGGUUGCAUAUGGUUUUCAUCUGAGUAGGGCGAGUUGGGUGAAUCGGUAGCACGGCCAUGAGUUUCCUUGUCCACUGCGUAUGUUUGCUGUGUGACAUACUCAUCACCAGCCUGCUUGCUGCGUCGAUGCCUGCGAAGAAAGAACCAUGCCAGUGCACUGAUGAUGAGAAGACCACCAAUAACGGCACCAACGGCAAUGCCAGCAGUUGCGCCGGUUGAGAGCCCGCCGCCGCCGUCACCACCACCGGAGUUCUCUUCAGCCCCUGAAGUCGACGAAGGCGAAAGGGUGGCUGUUGCUGAUGAGGAUGAGGAAGUGGUAGAUUCUAAGGUCUCCUGUUGACUUUGAUCCUUCUUGAGUUGGUUAUUUAGUUCAGUGAGCUCGGUGGUGUUGUCGGUAUUGGUGACAGUGAAGAGUUCUGUUUUGGUGUAGCCUGAAGCUCCAUCCUUCUUCCAGUCAAUCUGAAUGUACAUCUCUUUUCCGUAAUACUUCGAGGUUUCGCCUUCAAAGUUGAGCGUCACAGAAUUGUUGUCAACUGCGUUAGAUAAUGAAUCAGUAACUUGAAGAUAUUACAAGGGCGUUUCGCAUUCCGAGCAAAGCAUACCAUCUAUGAGUUGUCUAUCGGGCUUCGCAUCGCUGAAUUCGGCAUCACCCAAAGGCUCAAUGUUGUCGCCGCUGAUGACCUGCCAUUGGACCACAUCGAGCGUGGUUUUGGAGUCGGUCUUGGAAAAGCCGAUUAUCUUUUUGUUCUGGUCACUAUCCUUGAGCUGAAAGACAUGACCGUCUGCGAAGUUUGUGGAAUUAAAGACAAUGACUUUGGUCUGUGAACUCGAACCUCCCACGCCUGUGUUGCUGUUGCCUGAGCCGUCAACAACACCCUCGGAGUCGCCUUUACUGGAAGGCGAGGCAAAAUUGAUAUUGGUGGAAGAUGGUGCAUUUUGCAUGUCCUUCACAAUAUCGCCCGUAUCGUCCCGAUCAAUUUGGUUGGCUAUUCGUUCCAUUUUGGGGUGUUGACUUGUCUUGUCUAGCUAAAUCAGCAGUUAUGUGUUGGCGAUUGGUGGGAUGCCCGAAUCAAAUAGGUUCUCUUAGACCUCUCGUCCGCUUCUGGAGGCCAGCACGUUGGAGUUGAAAAUAGUUUGAAGACCGGUCCUUUGUCGUGAAUCGUUCGAUUUCGUUUAUACUCGUUUGUCGAAUGUGGUCAGGCCAGGUCAGGUCAGAUUCUAUUCCAAACCGCCAAAUGGUAUCUUGGGACAAUAAGUCCCUGAGGACAGAGAAACGAAGUAAAACGCAACACAAGCAAGAAAGCAAAAGCGAGGUGGUUUUAUUAGAGGGUGAAUUUCAAUAUCUUACUAGAUGGUAAGACGGGAAAAGAGGUGACAGAAGCGGAGGGAACAAAGAAAACAGGUCCAACGGGAGUGAGAAACGGCCUGCUUG